Molecule: messenger RNA, 1951 nt
Organism: Neurospora tetrasperma FGSC 2508
Lineage: Eukaryota; Fungi; Ascomycota; Sordariomycetes; Sordariales; Sordariaceae
Exons: 3
Coding region: 206-1684 (492 amino acids)
Biological process (GO): proteasome-mediated ubiquitin-dependent protein catabolic process
Cellular component (GO): proteasome regulatory particle
Source: RefSeq, a predicted model, not a curated record
UCACAAAUUGCGAUCCAAUUUCCAAGAGCUUUCAACACCGCGAAACUUCCCAUCUUAAGCCGGCAUCCACCUCCAUCAGCUGCUUGCCGAUUUCCAGCGGGGUGCUUCUACCAGACGACGGACACUGACCAGCACCGGCCGUCUUCCAUUUGCAUCUCCCAUCUCCCUCCUUGGCUCAUAAGCUAGUACCCAUCACAACUACAAAAUGGGCUCCGAUCCUCAAUACGCGAAAUGGCCUCUGCUGCCCCUCGCCCAGCAUGUCUUCACCCUCACAAACCCCUACGCCGCCCGCCCUGCCCAACAAGCGGCCGUCAAGAACCUUCAAGAUGCCAUCACCGAGCACAAGAUGGCGCCCUUUUACCGAUACCUCGCGCACCCUACCGAGGGUGUCCUUAACUCUGUUGGGGAAGGCGGCUCCAACACUGCCGCUGCCGGAAGGUUGGGUAGGAAGAGCAGCAUCGCCGCCGGCAUGAUCGCGACCCACAAGCCCACCACAAGCUUAAGCCUACCGUGGGAUGAGAACCUGUACCAGCAGCUGCAGGCCGAGAACGAGAAGGAGCUCGAGGAGUUUCAAAAAGAGGAGGAUGAGGCUGUCGAGAAGGCGGGAGACACAGAGAUCCAGGCUGCCAAGGGGAAGAGGGCCGAGUUCUGGGCCCGAGUUGGCGAUAAGGAAAAAGCCAUCGCCGCGCACCAAGAUCUGCUCGAGAAGACGGGCAUUCUAGGUACCAAGAUCGAUCUCGUCCUCGCCUUAAUCCGCCUCGGCCUCUUCUUUGGCGACAAGCAGCUAGUCCAGAAGACUGUCGAGCGCGCCAAGUCGCUUGUCGAGUCGGGCGGCGACUGGGACCGUCGCAACCGCCUCAAGGCCUACGAGGGUCUGCACUUGCUCACCGUGCGCAACUACAGCGGCGCCGCCCCCCUGCUCCUCGACAGUCUGUCCACCUUUACCUCGUACGAGCUCUGCACCUACAGCAACCUGGUAGUCUACGCCGUGCUCGCCGGUUCCGUCUCGCUCAAGCGCGUCGACUUCAAGUCCAAGGUCGUGGACGCCCCCGAGAUCAAGGCGAUUCUUGGCGACGGCGAGGACAAGCUGCUCGCACUGACCGGCGCCAUCUCGGCCGGCCCGGGAGCCGACGCCUCGAUGCAGGACGCCGAUAGCGCCCCCGUGGCGGCCCGGACGGCCGUAGUCAACCUGACCACGCUCGGCAGCAGCACGGAACAGCCUGAGGCGGAGAUGGCGGUCGACUUUGACCCGCUCGCGCAGCUGGUCAGCAGCCUGUACAACGGCCGGUACAAGCUCUUCUUCCAGGCGCUGGCCCUGGUGGAGGAGCAAUUCCUCACCCAGGACCGCUACCUGCACGAGCAUAAGAACUGGUUCAUCCGCGAGAUGCGCCUGCGCGCGUACCAGCAGCUGCUGCAGAGUUAUCGCGUUGUGGGACUGGAUAGCAUGGCCAACGACUUUGGUGUUACGGUAGAUUUCUUGGAUCGUGACCUAGCAAAGUUCAUCGCCGCCGGCCGUAUCCCCUGCACCAUCGACCGCGUCAAUGGCAAGGGUGUUAUCGAGACCAACCGGCCCGACGACAAGAACAAGCAGUAUCAGGACGUGGUCCGCCAGGGUGACCAGCUGAUUACCAAGCUGCAGAAGUACGGACAGGCUGUUCGGUUGAGGGGAAGCGAAAGAGCCUAGUAGAGAACCAAUUUGAAGAGAAUUAGAAGCUAGCAGUGAAACAAGGGGAAGGUCAAUGAUGUAUGAGCGAGCUGUGCUAUCGUUAGCGAUUACCUCGGGAAGAAAGGAAGGGGAUAUGAAUGAUCAAGGGCAUGGAUUGAGUGGAUGGAUGAAAGGAGGAGAGAAAUCAGAAGAGAAUAGAGCCUGAAGCAACCUAUCACAUUGAAUUGUCGUUAGGGCCUAACUCGGCUCUAGUAAAGACAGAAGACACAAAACGACUUGCUCCUC